UUUCCUCACCAGCCCAGGCAUCGUCCUACAUACCUAUCUCCUACACAAAACACUCAGGCUCUGCCACUGCUAGUUUUCACUCCACUCUUAACGUUUGACAAUUCCAUUGUUUUCUUGCGCCAAGAUGUCCUCUCAAACUAAGACUUUCUCUGCCGACGCCGUCCUCUUCGACAUGGACGGUACACUCACCGAUUCUAUCGCUGCCGUUGAGGCUGCGUGGGGCAAAGUAGCUACCGACAUCGGGCAGGACCCGGCGUAUGUUAUCGCUGCUACUCACGGCAAGCGCGCCGUGGACAACCUCUCGCAGUUCAAACCCCAUAUCAAGGAGCACGAGAUGGACGAUGAGGUCCAGAGGUUUGAAGAGUCUAUUCUCUUCUUCGCCGACGCGUACAACGUGCACGGUCCUGGCUCUCGUACCAACUCCCUUCAUAAUUCACCCUUCUCAUCCGAGUUUGGCACACCCGCACUUACACCCGCGAGCUCGGCACCUUCGUCGCGUUCGGGUUCGCGUGCGUCAUCUUUCGUCGGAUCUCUCCAACAACUUGCGGCUAUCCGUCGUCCUUCCUUCCUCUCCCGUCUCACGGGUGUGCUCACGAUGUCCGCACUCCCUGAGCGUGAUGCUGUCACAUUCGACGACCCCGUUAUGGAGGAGCAACACCAGGACUUCGUUGCUUCCGAGGAGAAAAAGUUGCAGAAAGAUCAACUUGCGGCAUGGCAGCUUGAGGCUGCAGCCGUUGAUCGCUCUGUGCAAAUCCUUCCUGGUGUGAAGCGGAUGAUUUCUUCAAUCCCUGAGGGACGAUAUGCCGUCGCUACUUCUGGCGCGAAGACUUAUGCAUACGGUUGCAUGACUCGUGUCGGCAUUACCCCACCACCAGUCACCAUCACUGCUGACGACAAGCGAUUGAAGGCCGGCAAGCCUGCUCCCGACCCCUUCCUGCUCGCCGCCAAGUGCCUCGGUUUUGAUGCGAAGAAGUGCGUUGUCUUCGAGGAUUCACCAUCGGGUAUUCGCGCUGGUGUUGCCUCCGGUGCCACAGUCAUUGCUGUCUGCACGAGCCACGAGCGCAGCAAGAUCGAGAACUGCGGUGCGCACUUCAUCAUCGACAACAUGGAGCAGGUUGUUUGCGAGCCGGUCGGUGAGGGAGAGAACGUGCAGUUGAAGUUCACGAUUCUCCAGUAAAUUACUUCGUCCCUUCGCCCUUGUAGCCUUAGCACUCGAUACCACUUCCUCCUAGUCUUUUGUCAUAUGCUUUCGCUUCGUACCCUCGCGUUGUCUGUACUAUAGCUCGCUUGUUUCGCAAUCAUUCAAUGCCUUUCAUUGACUCUCG
Molecule: messenger RNA, 1325 nt
Organism: Somion occarium
Lineage: Eukaryota; Fungi; Basidiomycota; Agaricomycetes; Polyporales; Cerrenaceae
Source: the annotation of a GenBank genome assembly